Molecule: messenger RNA, 981 nt
Organism: Salarias fasciatus (jewelled blenny)
Lineage: Eukaryota; Metazoa; Chordata; Actinopteri; Blenniiformes; Blenniidae
Gene: eif3k
Product: eukaryotic translation initiation factor 3, subunit K
Exons: 8
Coding region: 160-822 (220 amino acids)
Biological process (GO): regulation of translational initiation
Cellular component (GO): cytoplasm; eukaryotic translation initiation factor 3 complex
Molecular function (GO): translation initiation factor activity; ribosome binding
Source: RefSeq, a predicted model, not a curated record
CGUCGAUCUUUUCGUCCCGUGUUGUUUCCGGUUUGUCGUCGCUGUUUCCGGUCCGGCUCUCUUCUCCCUCCGUCCCCGUGCCUUCAUUGCUAAGCGGUCCACGUGAGGAGUCCAUUCAGGGUUUUAAUCUGACUUUUCCCGUUUCAAGGUUCGGAAGAAAUGGCGUCGUCUUUUGAACAGAUGAGGGCGAACGUGGGGAAACUCCUGCGAGGAAUCGACAGGUACAACCCGGAGAACCUGGCGACGCUGGAGCGCUACGUGGAGACGCAAGCCAGAGAGAACGCCUACGACCUGGAGGCAAACCUGGCCGUCCUCAAGCUGUACCAGUUUAAUCCAGCGUACUUCCAGACGAACGUCACGUCACAGAUCCUGCUGAAGGCGCUGACCAACCUGCCACACACCGACUUCACGCUCUGCAAGUGCAUGAUCGACCAGACACACCAGCAAGAGGAACGCCCCAUCAGGCAGAUCCUGUACCUGGGGAACCUGCUGGAGACGUGCCACUUCCAGAGCUUCUGGACGAGUCUGGAGGAGAACAGAGAGCUGAUCGACGGGAUCACUGGCUUCGAGGACUCCGUUCGUAAGUUCAUCUGCCACGUGGUGGGCAUCACCUACCAGACCAUCGAGCACCGGCUGCUGGCCGAGAUGCUGGGAGACCCUCUGGACACGCAGGUGAAGGUCUGGAUGAACAAAUACGGCUGGACGGAGAACGAAGACGGACAGAUCUUCAUCUUCAACCAGGAGGAGAGCGUCAAGCCCAAGAACAUCGUGGAGAAGAUCGACUUUGAGAGUGUCUCCAGCAUCAUGGCCACGUCUCAGUGAUACACACACACACACACACACACACACACACACACACACACACACACACACACACACGGACACGGACACACACGGACCCAUCCUGACACAGAACACACACACAGGUCAUGUUUUUCCAUCAUCACUCUUUUCUCAAUAAAGUGUAAUUUAUCAUUUCCA